This is a messenger RNA of Penicillium mononematosum, 372 nucleotides long. RefSeq lists its product as uncharacterized. Lineage: Eukaryota; Fungi; Ascomycota; Eurotiomycetes; Eurotiales; Aspergillaceae. The transcript has 3 exons. The coding region runs from base 1 to 372 and encodes 123 amino acids. The record is from RefSeq and is a predicted model, not a curated record.
AUGGGAACGCUAGCAAGAUGCCUCGUAGAUCCUCCUUUGGGGCUCACCGGAACCCGCGGGCUCCGAACCCGUAUUGGAGCUCAAGGACUGCUUAGCGCUUUCAUCAAGCGGGACAUAGUGCCAAGGGUGGGCCUAGUGCCACCAAGCCAAGAGGCCAAGCCAACAUUCCAUGGACUCAGAAGCAGUCUUGCAGGGCUCGCGUUGCGGAACUCCGCGACCCGAGGGACGGAGGCUAUGGUCGGUGUCCGCGGGCUCCGAGCAUAUUUCAAUAUGACAGAAGAGCUUUCUGGAAAUGAUAUCUCCGUAGAACGAGCGGUUCAGACUGCAGAAUAUCCAAUCGUCCUCCUAGGCAAAAGCGCUCGCGAGUCUUGA